Molecule: messenger RNA, 1425 nt
Organism: Solanum lycopersicum (tomato)
Lineage: Eukaryota; Viridiplantae; Streptophyta; Magnoliopsida; Solanales; Solanaceae
Source: RefSeq, a predicted model, not a curated record
UCAUAUAUAAUAUAAAUCCUGGAAUUAUGCGGAAAAAAUGGGUAACAUAUGGUAAUGGUGCAAUUUUGGUCACACCUUUGGCUCUCAGUUCGUUGGACUCUUUGAAUAAUUCAGUAACAGUCUUAAAACAAGAAGAGUUGAAUAGCUCUAUGAGUCACUUCUUCAAACACAACAAACAAGAAGCUAGAUAUAUCAAAAUUAAGGAGAAAAUCGAGCACGAUUCUGUACCCAAUUCUUACUAAUUAGAUCUUGUACUCAUUUAUCUUUUAGGAGAAUUGAUCAAAAUGUCCAAUCCAGUGGAGGAAAUUGUUGGUGAAUCUACAAUGGAGAAUAAGCAAAAAGCCUUAAAUCACAAUGAUUUUUCUUCAUCAUCAACAACAGAUGAUUCUAGACGUCCAAUCGAUAAGAAGAAGUGUCAUCUCUUCAAUCGUCACAAACCUGUCCACUCUAUUUUAGGUGGUGGCAAAUUGGCUGAUAUUCUACUAUGGAGGAAGAAGAUUUCAGGAGGACUGCUUGCUGGUGCCACAGUCAUAUGGUUUCUCUUUGAAUGUAUUGGUUAUCACUUGCUCACUCUUAUUUGCCAUUCUCUCAUAGUCUCAUUGGCCAUCUUGUUCUUUUGGUCCAAUCUCUCCCUCUUUAUCAACAAGAGCUUUGUAGAGUUACCAAAGAUUGAAUUGCCAGAAGAGUUGUGGAUGCGAUUGGUCCUCUUACUGAGGAAUCAAUGCACCAGUGCAGUUGGUAUCUUUCGGGAAGUAGCAUCCGGAAAUGAUUUGAAGAAGUUUCUAUAUGCAAUUUUUAGCUUGUGGAUUGUUUCCAUUGUUGGCAGAUGGUUCAGUUUUCUGACCCUUGUAUACCUCAUAACUGUCAUGCUGUUGACGGUACCAUUUCUCUAUGAAAAGUAUGGAGAUCAAGUAGAUACCUAUGGAGAAAUGGCUAUAAAAGAACUCAGGAAACAGUAUAGUCAAGUGGAUGAGAAAGUUCUUCAAAAACUACCAAUUCCUUUCAUUAAAGACAGUAAGCAGGAAUGAUGCAACUCGUCUCUCAGACAGAUAUUGCUUCACUUCAACAGUAGAUGCAGUCUUCUACUUAUUUUUGUUUCAUAAGCUGUACUAAACUUUACAACACUCGGUUUCAUCCUGCAAUAUUGGCUAAUUUAUCCAAUCUUGCUGAGACGGGUUGCUUUAGUAGUUGUCCCCCAUCCUAAUCUCCGUUCAUGCAUUUAUUGGUUGAUGUAGAAAAAUUGUUACACUAUCAUGUUCUGGCAAUUUCCAUCAAAAUAACCAUAUUUGAUAUAACAUGGAGUGGUCAAAAACUAAAUGCUUGAAACAGAUCAAAGGUGACCAACCAAAUAAACAGAGUAGUAUUGCAAAUUAAAAUUGAACCACAUACAGGAAUUUGGGAUGGAAUAAUGGUGAACCAAAAAAA